CUGCUUUACCCACUGCACCACCGUCACUGUCAAUGUUGUACCUAGUCCCAGUCAGGGAUGAAGAAGCAGAGUCUCAGAGAAAAGCCAAGUCUCGUCAUGCCAGACAGACCCGCAGGUCAACACAGGGUGUGACGCUGACAGACCUGAAAGAGGCUCAGAAGACCAACAGCAUGUCUCCUCAAGACAGACAAAUGGAUGAAGCAGACAGGUCCUGUGUGAGGAAGGGCUUGACAGAUGACAGGAGGGUCCAGUUCAGCCUGACAAUGUGCACAGAAACAACAGAGAUCAGUCCAAAGUGGAGCAAACUGGAUGAGCAGGGGAACAUUGAACCUAAGUUAGAAACCCUCACUGAGUCUCCAGGACCAAAACUUCCAUAUUCAUCUGUUGCUGAAUCCUGUGGGCUGUCUUACUGCAACAGCUCCUUCAGAGUUAGUGAGAGGUGGUGGAGAGAUGAAAAUCAGAACCGCGUUGAGGACGCAGCACAAGUGACCUUCACCACAAAGCAGCAACAGAGACGACACUGCUGUAAUGUCGGAGGUUCAGACGACAAAACUGCACAGGUAUGA
Messenger RNA from Monopterus albus (swamp eel), 566 nucleotides. Its product is annotated as protein phosphatase 1 regulatory subunit 12B-like. Gene Ontology annotation, molecular function: phosphatase regulator activity; enzyme inhibitor activity. The record is from RefSeq and is a predicted model, not a curated record. The transcript is spliced from 5 exons. NCBI's taxonomy places the organism in Eukaryota, Metazoa, Chordata, Actinopteri, Synbranchiformes, Synbranchidae. The coding region runs from base 33 to 566 and encodes 177 amino acids. Gene Ontology annotation, cellular component: cytoplasm; Z disc; A band.